CUCUAACAGUAAAUAAUGUAUGAUUGAUAUUUGUGAGAUUUAUUCAAUGCAUAAAGUAUUGGUUAUAUUAGAAUAUUUAAAAAAAUAUAUUUAAGAUGUACUAUAGAAGACGUAAAUUUCAUCUCAUUUUUGGAAUUUCUGCAAGCAUUACAGCGUACUGUGUUAAUCUUAUGCCACAUACAAUAUUUCUUGAUAAAUUGGAGAAUACUGUUGCCUUUUAUCGUCGUGGCGUAAGACUACGUAUAAAUAAUAAAGUGAAAGAACUAUGUAAAGAGGUAAUGGAUGACUUAAAACUUCCCGAAAAUACUCAGUCUCUCAUAAAACCAUUUUAUGUUUUUGGUUUUCAUCCUUUUCAAGCUGGGACAUUAAAUAAAAUGUUUGGAGGAAUUAUUGGUAUUCCUUCAAAUUUCUUAUUUCAUGAUACUGCUGAUGCAGCAGUUGAGAAAUUAGUUAUAAAUAAUAAAGAACUUGAUCGAAUGAGAGAAGAAGCAAAUGAUUUAUUUAAUAGUUUAGUACUUUCGAAAAAUGCACAAAAAUAUGUAAUAGCACGUGAAAUUUUAAAAAUUAUGAGUAAUGAGGUAUAUUUAUCUGCAGGUAGUUUAUCUUGUAUUGUCAUUAUCAUGACAUCAAUUUAUAGUAAUAUAACACAUAAAUUUAAUUUAUAUGAGAAAAAAGCAUCAUAUCGUCGUAUAUUGUAUUUAUUUUUUACAUUAGUUGGGUGUGCUUUCUGGGUUGCAUUUAAAGAUGCUGUACGUUGUCGUAUUGAUGCUACUAUCGAUGAAAAUAUAUCACAGUUAGGUUUAAGUUAUAUAAAUGGAGGAAAGGAAUAUUAUGAAAAAGAACUGAAAAAAAAUAUUGCAUUGAGAUCACUUAUGGAAAAGGAUGGAGAAAAAUGUUAUCACAUUGAUGGAAAUGAAAAACGCUGGGGAUUUAUGUCACUCCCUCUUUCUGAGAGAAAACGUUUUUUUGAAUCAAGACACUUAAAACUAUAAAAUAUUCUAUAUGAGACACAUUUCUUACUUUAAAACAUUAUAUACAUAUUAUAUAAAUAUCUUUUAAUACAAUAUUGAACGAAUUUAGUAAGAAAUAUUUAAUUAAUUAAAAUUGUUAAUUUUUCAUAAUUAUAUUAAAUAAAAUAAUACAAUGUUUAUAUACAAUUAUUAUCAUUAUUUCAUUUCUUAACUUAUAAUUAAAUUGCUAUGUACUUUAGUUAUAUAUUAUUAUAUAAUAAUCUUGUUACAGAAACAAUUCUCUAUGUUAACAAGAUGAAAAAUUUUUUAUAAAAGCUACUACAAAUUUACAUUCGAACUUAACUUAUUAAAUGGAUAGAUAAAUUAUUUCUUUGUGAAAUAUUUCCUUUAUAUACCAUAUACUUAUAACUGUACUUAUUUCUAUCAAAUAUUAAUGCUAAAGUAUAUAUCAACUGCAGUUACAAAAAAAAAAAUUAAUUUAUACAAACAGAGCUAUAUUUAUAUAUAAGUAACAAAAGAUCAUUUUUUAGAUGGUUUGUUAAGCUAACAUAGUUCUUGAUCUCAUGAUAUUACUUAAUUAUCAUAUUAUAUAUUUUUAGUCAUCUUACAUUAUUGUAUUCUAUGUAAGGCCAAGUGAUCCAAGCUGAAAAAUGAUUAUGUAUAAUUAUUAUACUACAUGAAAAUUUGUAAUCGUUUUAAUCUAUAUAUGUGAUAUUUAAUUUAUUGUUACCAGUGUUAAUUUGUCUUCUUCUUUUUUAAGUAUUUUUGCUGUUUGUUCUUGAUCAAAUUUUACAACUGCAGCAAUUACUUUAGCAAGCACCAUUGUUUCUUUUCCCAUCAUAUAUUCAUAUAAAAUAUUUCUAAGAUAUUCUAUUUCUGUUGAGUCUUCUAAAGUUUCAUGCCUUAAUUUUACUAAUUUCCUGAGUUCAGCCAAUUCACGACUUUGUGAUGCCAAUGUUUGUUGAAAUGUAUGGAAUGAACCAGUAUUUGACUGUAUUGCAGCCAUUGCUAUACAAGAAGUAUUUUCCAAUUCCUAUAGAAAUAAUAUAUAAAAUAAAAUUAAAUGCUAUUUAAAGUACAAUGUAUUAACAUGUUACCAUUAAAAAUAAUGUUACCUCUGUUGCUGUGUCAAUUUUUGUGUCAAGCUAAAAUAAGAAUGAAAGAAAAAUUAGAAAACAAAAGCAAAACUUAAAGAAUAUAUAUAUAUAU
This is a messenger RNA of Vespula vulgaris, 2180 nucleotides long. RefSeq names its product transmembrane protein 177. Lineage: Eukaryota; Metazoa; Arthropoda; Insecta; Hymenoptera; Vespidae. The transcript has 3 exons. The coding region runs from base 96 to 992 and encodes 298 amino acids. The record is from RefSeq and is a predicted model, not a curated record.